GUUAGAGGUAUGGACUUUAUUUGGUUGCUAACAAGUUUUAACACGUGUGGGGAUGGCAUCGUCCAUUAGCACAUUGUUUAAUUGGGAUUGUAAAGGCUACACUAUUGCAGUACAUGUCAUGAAAACACCACAUACUACAAUGUCCACGUGCAAAGCGGUCGUGUUGGCGGUGAUUCUUGCGCUGUGCACGGGUAUCUCGAGGUGCCAGUGUCCAUUGACAUGCCAUUGCGACGGAACUGUCGUAAGAUGCAAUGGACAACAGCUGUUUACCAUACCCCUUUCCCUACCGGACGCUACCACUACCUUGGAUUUACACAACAACUAUAUCGCAUCCAUUCCUUUGGAUGCAUUUCAAGGACGAACGAACCUUGAGGAAUUGUAUUUAUCCCACAACUUGAUAUCAUCGCUUCCUUUAGAUGCAUUUCAAGGACUGUCGAAUCUACAGAAAUUGGACCUUUUGGGCAACCAAUUACGCAACAUUUCCCGGGCGACGUUCAGGGGUUUGGCAAAACUACGCAUUCUAUCUUUAUUAUCAAAUCAACUCGAAUCCAUAGACGACGGUGCAUUUGAAGGAAUGCCAGACCUAUAUGAACUGUACCUUUAUGACAACCGAUUACGCAACAUUUCCCGGGCGACGUUCAGGGGCUUGGCAAAACUACGCGAACUGAGUUUAGCCAACAACAGGAUCGCAUCCCUUCAUGCGGAUGCAUUUCAUGGACUGUCAAACCUACAGGCACUGUCUUUAUACAACAAUUCUAUCGCAUCCCUUCCUUUGGAUUCAUUUCAAGGCCUGCCUAAUCUACAGACACUGUAUUUAUCCCACAACUUGAUAUCAUCGCUUCCUUUAGAUGCAUUUCAAGGACUGUCGAAUCUACAGAAAUUGUACCUUCAGGGCAACCGAUUACGCAACAUUUCCCGGGCGACGUUCAGGGGCUUGGCAAAACUACGCUUUCUAUAUUUAUCAUCAAAUCAACUCGAAUCCAUAGACGACGGUGCAUUUGCAGGAAUGCCAGACCUAUAUGAACUGUACCUUUGGGGCAACCGAUUACGCAACAUUUUCUGGGCGACGUUCAGGGGCUUGGCAAAACUACGCGAACUAUUUUUAUCAUCAAAUCAACUCCAAUCCAUAGACGUCGGUGCAUUUGAAGGAAUGCCAGACCUAUAUGAACUUAACCAGCGCUUUUGCCAACCAGUGACUGCACAUGCGCGAAAAAUACCGAUUGUAAACAAUAACAAUCAUCUUGUCUUAAAAUAACAUCCUCAGUGAAGCACAAUUGUGUCGGAAUAUGUGUGUGUGUGAAAUGUAUAUACAAAAACAUACAGUACAGCCAAUCCUGUCAGAAAUUUAAUAAACGAAAACAACUCACAGACAGAAAUGCAGUCAUGAAGAUGUUUUGUUUAAAAAAGUAAACUUUUCAACUUAAAUAUUAAUCCGUCAUAACCAAUUAAUUAAUAAUCAAUUAUUUUUAAUGAUUCAAAUAGACACAGAAGUAAACAGUAAUAGUAACACUUAUAUCUAACGCGAUUUAAUUAAACGACGAUCGUCCCACAAUGCGCGAAAAUAGGUUGCCGUUUUAAAACAAUAUUUGUGUGGUAAGAAUUAUCACUGAUGAAAAUUUUAAUGAAUUCUCAUGUCAUUAUAAUGUACUUACAUACUAUAUAAACGAGCAUUACGGCUCUCAUA
Messenger RNA from Dreissena polymorpha, 1684 nucleotides. Its product is annotated as insulin-like growth factor-binding protein complex acid labile subunit. Lineage: Eukaryota; Metazoa; Mollusca; Bivalvia; Myida; Dreissenidae. The coding region runs from base 53 to 1255 and encodes 400 amino acids. Gene Ontology annotation, molecular function: protein binding. The transcript is spliced from 15 exons. The record is from RefSeq and is a predicted model, not a curated record. Gene Ontology annotation, cellular component: extracellular matrix.